AUGUCGUCUCCUAAACGUGAUGAACGUAAUGUAGAAAAUAUUCGUCGAAAAAAUUUGGAAGAUAAUCAACUUUUCCUUCAAAGACUUCUCAUGAUUAAUAUUCGAAAUGAUUUUCUCAAUUCAGCUCGUACAGUUCUUCGUAAAGAUGGAAGUAGUCAGAUCAAGAAAAAAGUUUCUCCUCAAAAGGCAAUAGGCGAAUAUGUAACUCGAUACCGUGACAAAUUAAAAUCCGGUGAAAUUGGUCCGUAUGUACCUGAAUGGCAACGUCAUAAUGAAGCAAAGAAAAAGGAAACAGAGAAGAAACUUUUAGAAAAAGAACGAAAGAAAUUGGAAUAUGAACAAAAAAAGAUGGAAAAUGAACGAAAAAGACAAGAAAAACAAAUAAAAAAGCAAGAAAUAUUAUUUGAAAGAGAAUUGAAAAAAGUCGAAAAAAUAUUAAAAAUAGAAGAAAAACAAAAAAUCAGACUUGCUAAACGACGUCGUCACAAAUCAUCGAGAUGGACUGUUUUUUAUAAGAAUAGUGUUAAUGGUAAUCCUUAUCAACGUAUAUUCAAACCAAGACAUACAAAAGUGGAUGAACGAAUUCAACAGAAUUUAUUUUAG
Rotaria sp. Silwood1 is the source of this 603-nucleotide messenger RNA. Lineage: Eukaryota; Metazoa; Rotifera; Eurotatoria; Philodinida; Philodinidae. The record is from the annotation of a GenBank genome assembly.